Messenger RNA from Malaclemys terrapin pileata, 940 nucleotides. Its product is annotated as histone H2A.J-like. Gene Ontology annotation, molecular function: structural constituent of chromatin; protein heterodimerization activity; DNA binding. The transcript has a single exon. The record is from RefSeq and is a predicted model, not a curated record. NCBI's taxonomy places the organism in Eukaryota, Metazoa, Chordata, Testudines, Emydidae. The coding region runs from base 452 to 874 and encodes 140 amino acids. Gene Ontology annotation, cellular component: nucleosome.
ACUAUCUUACCAAAGUACUAUGUCUAGCCCCCUUUUCCAGGCAUUCUCAGUCUUUACGCUAACAAAACAGGUCUACACUGCUACACGUUUCAUGUUACUCAUUUGACGACAGGCCAUAAGCGCCUCCCUGGAUUCAGGUAGUAUAUGUUCUUUUGCAAUUAACAUAUCCCUCCAGCCAUGAAAUUUUUUUUUUUUUAAUCCAUUUGUUAGCUGCCUCAACUAAGACUUUCUGGCAGUCGCUGCUUUGGUAGACUGACUUGUUUUCCCAAUUUUGUCAAGACACAUCUUCCUGUGCUGUGAUGGUUUUGUUGUCUAUUGUCUAACCAACCACCACCAAUCAUGAUUCACUAAUCAGUCCAGGAGAGGGGAUAAAAGGGCAAGAGUUGUUGCGUCAUUAUGUUUUUCCUAUUUGUGUUUCUCCGAACGGUGGUGUCUGUGGUGAAGAAUUGCAAUGUCGGGCCGAGGAAAACAAGGAGGCAAAGUGAGAGCUAAGGCAAAGUCUCGGUCAUCUCGGGCUGGCUUGCAGUUCCCGGUGGGCCGUGUUCAUCGGCUUCUCCGGAAGGGUAAUUAUGCUGAGCGAGUUGGCGCUGGAGCCCCUGUAUAUAUGGCUGCUGUCUUAGAAUAUCUGACUGCUGAGAUUCUCGAGUUGGCUGGUAACGCUGCUCGCGAUAACAAAAAAACCAGGAUCAUUCCUCGCCAUUUGCAACUCGCCAUCCGUAACGACGAGGAGCUCAACAAACUACUAGGGAAAGUCACGAUUGCUCAAGGGGGUGUUCUGCCCAACAUCCAGGCUGUGCUGCUGCCUAAGAAAACCACCACACACACUUUCAUUCCUUGCUUGUUUAAAUACAGUAGGAGGUGUAUGUCUGACUAGUUGAGUGAUAUUGCUGAACAGAAAGGUAGGAUUACAUCUCAAAACUAAAAGUUAAGUAAGCCUUGA